Messenger RNA from Bipolaris oryzae ATCC 44560, 2061 nucleotides. RefSeq lists its product as uncharacterized. The transcript is spliced from 2 exons. NCBI's taxonomy places the organism in Eukaryota, Fungi, Ascomycota, Dothideomycetes, Pleosporales, Pleosporaceae. The coding region runs from base 1 to 2061 and encodes 686 amino acids. The record is from RefSeq and is a predicted model, not a curated record.
AUGACGCUGAGUCCGGAUACAGAUUUCUCCCAAGAUCAGCCUCUACACAUCCUGGCAUCACUAAACAAGGAAAAAUCCUACAGUAAGAAGAUCGGCAGAAGAACUUUCAGGCUGGAUUUCCAGCUCGGAAACAAUCGCGAAUGUAAUUUCUUAUUGGUAGAAACAGAUCACAAAGACCAAACUAUGGCCAGUAAUCAAACCAUGAGUGAUCUCACAAAAACAGCACAAAAUUGGAUGAAAGUUUGUAAAUGCGCAAGUUUUUGGGAAGAGCCUGGCGCAAAAUGGUACCCUCGUCGUCUACUAGAUUUGCAGGAGCUGCGCACCAACCCUGAUCCACACAACACAAGAAUACGUCUGGUUGAGUCUAGAGACUGUAUUAUCGAGCAAGAUGUAUGGGCUGUAUCUGAUCGCCUCCUAUAUAAGGAUCGGAAUGAUCGUUACGUCACACUGAGCCAUUGUUGGGGAAACCCGAAGCUUGGUUCGCCACCACCGCUGAGCAUGACUUUUGAAAACGAAGAGCGCUUCAAAACGGAGGGCAUCAUGGUGAAGGAGCUACCCAAGACAUUCCGAGAUGCUGUUGUGUUCGCCGCAGGACUAGAAAAGGUCGGCUUCAUAUGGAUCGACUCGCUGUGUAUCCGACAACCUAUCAAAGGGGAUGGUGAAAAUGAGGAGGAACAGCUCCGAGACUGGUUCGAACAAAUUCGUCAUAUGGGAAAUGUUUAUCGAAAGGCUUUUCUGAACAUAUCUGCUACUGCUGCAUAUGACACAAAAGGAGGCUUGUUUUUCGACCCCUGCCCAGAACUUCUUCGAGAAAAUAAUAUUGAUGUGUAUCAUCCGGAACACCCCUAUUCUACACUGGAAAACGGUAUUGAAAAGACCGAUGCCUACUUAAGAUGCUCUUUGAUCGAUACAUCAGCUUGGGAUGACCUCGUCGAGAACGCUCCAGUUAAUCAACGAGCCUGGGUCUUCCAGGAGCGAUUGUUAGCGCCUCGUGUACUCCACUUUGGAUACAACCAGCUGGCCUGGGAAUGUCACGAGUUCAACAGCAGUGAAAGUUACUCCUGGAAUGAGUUAGCAAUCAAGCCGUCCGGUACCGACGGUUUUACCGACAGAAGUCACCUGAAGCACCUCACAGUCUCUGCGGGGCGCUCAUUCCGUGAAGCGAGAUUAAGCAGCUUUCUAGAUCGCGACAAGCAUAUCAAAGACAUAUACAUCUAUGAACUAUGGAAGAAAAUAGUGGAAAGCUAUUCAAGAGCACAACUCACAAAGCACAAUGACAAACUCAUUGCAUUGGGCGGCCUAGCAAAACUUUUUCAAGACAAACUAUUCAGCCCAGACCACAGUCAGACAUAUGUCGCCGGGCUAUGGAGUCGCCACAUCGAAAGCCAACUGCUAUGGACCGUAAACGAAAUCUACCGCGGCAACGACACAUAUGAUAAUCCAGGGCAACGUCACUCGGAAAGCGGACCCUCAUGGUCUUGGGCCUCCAUCACCACUCCACACGGAAUAACCUACAGCGAUAUCACAGACUACGCCUCACUGCAAGACAAACAUAUCAAAUCCAUCUUCUUCAAAGUCAUAUCCCACACCGUCUCCCCCGCCGACCCAAACAACCCCUUCGGCAUGCUAAAAUCCGCCCACAUACUCCUCGCUCCCGCCCACCUCCACGCCAUCAAUCUCAUACAGCGCCGUGUUGGUCACAACAUAGUCUACACGUGGCACCUAGAAUCCAACUCAGAAUCCGAGCUCCGGCACGAAUACUCCAACGUACACAUCGAUGCCCCAAAUUCCGACACCGACAUUUUUGGUCCUGACCCCCAGUUGUAUUGCAUGCCAGGUGCAUAUGCCAAUCGUACCAUGCGAGAUGAAGUUCGGGAUUUGUACUGCUUAAUGCUCAAGUAUGAAGGUAGUGUGGUGCUUGAGUCAAGUGAGCCGGGCAAGGGGAAAGUAGAGUAUAGAGCUUUUCGUCGUGUGGGUGUUACAAAGGUAGCGAAGAUGGGUAGGAAAGAGUUAGAGAUAUUGAGGGAGGGGGAAACGCAGGAAGUUAUCUGUUUGCGCUGA